This is a messenger RNA of Hydatigera taeniaeformis, 7770 nucleotides long. Lineage: Eukaryota; Metazoa; Platyhelminthes; Cestoda; Cyclophyllidea; Taeniidae. The record is from the annotation of a GenBank genome assembly.
AUGAAUGCCACAGAGACAGAAUCACAACUAACGUCGUCACGGAUUCAGGCUCUACCUGAUGACGUAGUAAACAAAAUCGCCGCUGGUGAGGUCAUCCAGCGUCCCUGCAACGCUGUUAAGGAACUGAUAGAGAAUAGCCUCGAUGCCGAUAGCACCAUGAUCCAGAUUAACCUUCGUGGAGGUGGAUUGAAGAUGAUUCAAGUACAGGACGACGGUCACGGUAUUAACCCUAGCGAUUUACCAAUCCUCUGCCAUCGCUUUACAACUAGCAAACUUCAGAAUUUCGAGGGCCUUUCGAAGUUGCAAACAUUUGGUUUCCGAGGUGAGGCGCUGGCCAGCCUAAGCUACGCGGCCUUUCGUCUCACAGUGACUUCACGACCCCCAGGUCGGAGUUGUGCCUACCGUGCAGAGUAUAGUCAAGGUGCACUCUCCGCUUCCACUCCCACACCUUGCGCCUGUGCCGGCAACCCUGGGACUUGCAUCCAAGCUGAAGACCUCUUCUACAAUCUUCCCUCCCGUCGCGAGGCCCUUCGUUCCUCACGGGAGGAAUUUAUGCGAGUUGCCGAGGUGGUUACCAGGUAUUGUGAACUGCUUGUGUUGGAGGAGAUUUGUGAAGACGGUGUCCCUCGCCGCAGCGGUAAAUGUGGUUUCUUUCUGCGUUCACUCGACCGCAAAGCGGGUCCUGGAACUGGUCCUAUGUCUCUUGGAGGCGACCUUCGAAUCUCAAAAGACUGGGACAAAGUACACGUUAUUCGUGCCAUAUUUGGCGAAAAGGUUACAGGUGACAUCUUACCCCUAUCACACGAUCAGGACUUCGAUUCUGCCUCCGUCCGCCUCAUAAUCGCUACCGAUAUUGAUGUUAACAAUCGUGCCUUGUUACCUGUUUGCAUUCUCAUCGCAGAGGGCACGCCGUCAGUCCAAUUAGUGCUCUUUAUAAACAACCGGCUGGUUGAAUGCGCCUCUUUGAGGAGGGCCGUGGAGGCGGCAUACGCGGCUCUUCUACCACACCGAGCUGCUCAGAUUUAUGUUAGCCACGCACUCCCAGCCAUGGCCACUUCCUCCGCUGCCUCCUUGUUUGCCUACUUGAGUUUGGAAAUGCCUACGGCAUCGUUGGACGUUAAUGUGCAUCCAACCAAGAACCAGGUUCACUUUCUUUACGAAGAUGAAGUGGCUGCAGGGAUUCAAAAUGCCAUCGAACAAUCUCUGCAGCGCUCCUCUGGUUCUCGGAAUAUUCUCUUUCGCUCCCUUUUGCUCAAGGAUUGUCAGGACGACCAAGGAUCUCCUCCACCUCUUUCGCUUUCUCGUUCAACCUUUACCACUCCCACUCGCACCCCUUCCCCAACGUUCCGAACUGCGACCUCCUCCCCCAGUCCUCUUCUUGCCACUUCUACUUAUCGACCCGAGCGACUGGUCCGCACAGAUGCUCGUGAUCGGCGUCUAGAAGCCUUCCUCAAUCCUUCUCGCGCAUCUCUCCAGAUUCCACGAUCAGUCAGUCCUGAUGUCAUUUCUGACACUGAAGUCUCUCUUCCCAAAUCGGCCGAACUGGUCUCGAGGUCUUCCUACCUACAGACUAGCGAUACAGUCACGAUGUCUACGACAUCCCUUUCUGAUGAAUUACGACUGCAAAAGGCAAGAAGGCCAGUGUUACUUGAAUCAGUGUUAACAAUGAGAGAAGCAAUAGAGGCCAGAGCCUCUGCAGAUGCGCGUUCUCUACUGCGCGAAUGUGUCUUUGUGGGUUGCGUCAGUCGCUCCAACUGUCUUGUCCAGCAGUCCACAAACUUGCUUCUCAUGCGGCUUCAUCCCCUCGUGAGAGAGCUUUUCUACCAAUUGAUGGUGGCCAAUUUCGCAAAUCAUGGAGAGAUAUCGUUAUCCACACCAGCACCAGUCCGUGUUCUGCUAAGUUUAGGAUUGAAAAGGGCUUUUUCAUCGACAUCGCCAAGUAAAAUCGCAGCCAUCGUAGACAAAGGUUGCUCCAUUCUUGAAAAGCGGAGUGCCAUGUUGUGGGACUACUUUUCCAUGAAGUUGGAUACUGAUGGAUAUGGUGUCCUGCAACUCUACACAAUCCCAUUUUUACUCAAUCAUUUUAUUCCAGAUAUGCGGCAUCUUCCUACAUUCCUGGCCCGGUUAGUUAGAGAGGUUAACUGGAAUGAGGAAGGAGCUUGCUUUUCUGGCAUUUGUCGGAUCACAGCAAGCUUUUAUGCUAAAAGAGUGAAGGAUGCGGUGAAACUGAAGCCGACAGUGGGUGAGAGGUGUGAAUCCGUUUCGGCAAAUUCCUCGGACUCUUCACUAAAUGAAUCGGAGGAAAAGAGUGAGGGAGACGUGGGAGGGGAACCAAUAGAAUUUAUCGUUUCCGUGGCCAUAUUGGAUACGUUGACCAUCCGUUUCCCCAUUCAGGUCAGUUUAAAUCUGUCGGUGGUGUGCGCGUGUUGUGUGUCUUCCAUGCUUCCAAUCAGCGUUGCGGGAGCGUGCGCACUGAUGGUGGAUGAAUUCCGGCAUCAGCAACGUCGCUACGGUAGGCUGAGUGAGUCGUCUAGAAGUGAUGAUGCCGGCGAUACGCCAAAUAAUUCUGGAAGCUUCGAACAAAGCUAUGUCUGCAGGUCGGAGAAGUCUCGCAAGCAGAACAUACGGGAGCUGCGCGAUGACUUUGAUUAUGAUCCUGAGCUCUACGGGAUAAGGCGUUCCGAGAGGGGUCGCAAGUCUUCGGUGCGGCUCGUGGUCGAUCGUGACGAUUCUUCAGGUCGACAGUCCUCCAUAGCACAGGAAUCUGGCUCUGAUUCAGAGUCAGAGGAGGACGAGAGUUCGUCCGAAACCAGUUCCAACCGGGAGUCCUACCGUGUUAGUGCUGGUAGAAUUUCGGGUCGGACACGUGGUUGUAGGGUCAACUAUACCAGCGCUUUCAAAGAUGCGAGUGAGUCCGACGAUGAGGCUUCUUAUCGGCGCCAGAAUGGAAGUUCAACCGAUAACCGUGCCCACCGCGGUCCGCCGGCAGCGAAUCUCAAUAGAAACCAGUACGCUCUCCCUCAGAAACCUCGAGGUCCUCUGAUAAGGAUAUCUGGGAAGGUGCCCGAAAGAUAUUUCAAUUUGGAGGGGGCACGGCAAGUGGACACCUCAGACGCGGAGUCAUACGCGCCUCAUCAUGGGCACUCGUCAAACGAGUCGUCGGUUGAUGAUUCGCGGUCAGCUCAAGUCUCAUACACGGUUGCUGAGGCUGGGCAGCAGGAGGUUGAUGUAAUUGAGGAAGUCCUCAACCAGGCCGUGCGUCGCGUUGGUGCCACAGGAAACUCAACUACGUUAUAUAACUCCCGUCUGGAGAAGGACCCAAACGAGGGCUUCGAUCCGGCGAAGGAGAAAGGCGAAAUGCAGUACCUUAUAAAGUGGCGCUCAUGGAGCCAUAUCCAUUCUACAUGGGAGACGGAGGCAUCACUGACUAGCCCUGAUCGAGGUUUCCCUGUUGAUGGGAUGAAGCGUCUCCGUGCCUAUCAGUCUAUGAUCGAAGAGAGGAAGGCUCGUGAGGAAGUGGCUAGUCGUGACGAAUUGGAGGCCUUGCUUUACGAAGAUGAACGCAACGAGCUUAUACUGUCAGAGAAGAUGGAAGUGGAUCGGGUUGUCGCUCAUAGUCGUGACAAGAAGAAGGGCACUGUAGACUACUUGUGCAAGUGGCGUCGACUCGAUUAUCGUUUCUGCACAUGGGAGUGUGGUCAAGUGAUUGACUUCCUCUUUCCAGAAGCAAUUGAAGCCUAUCAUAGAAGGUGCAAUUCCACGACAUUGCCUAAUUCACGUCAUGCAGCGCUUACGGAUCGACCUCGAUUCGCUCGUAUUUUGGAACAACCUAGCUAUAUUGGAGGUGGAAGUCCAGAUCUGCGUUUGCGUGAUUAUCAAUUAAAGGGUCUUAAUUGGAUAGCACAUGCCUGGACUCGUGGUAACAGCGUCAUUCUCGCUGACGAAAUGGGUCUGGGAAAGACUGUUCAGGCGGUUAGUUUCCUAUCUUACCUCUUCCACGAGUACGGCAUCUAUGGGCCUUUUCUCAUCGUUGUUCCUUUGAGUACCAUCAGUAGUUGGCAAAAGGAGAUCGAGUCGUGGUCGCCAGGUCUCAAUCUAAUCGUGUACGUAGGUGAUCACGUUUCGCGCCAGUUCAUCCGUGAGCAUGAGUGGUCGCGAGCGGCCGGAGUCGGUGGACGGCGGCAGCAGAUGCUUAAGUUUAACAUUUGCAUGACUACUUAUGAGAUACUACUGAAAGAUAGGUCAUGGCUUGGGCAAGUUUCGUGGGCUGCAUUGGUGGUAGAUGAGGCUCAUCGGUUGAAGAAUGAUGCCAGUCAGUUGUACAAAGCUCUCUCCUCCUUCGAUACCAACACCAGAUUGUUGAUUACUGGGACGCCCCUCCAAAAUUCUCUCAAAGAACUAUGGUCUCUGCUUCACUUCCUGAUGCCGGGGCAUUUCGACGAUUGGGAGGAGUUCGAGGAUAACUACAGCCUUCAAGGACAGGCUUCUUCGUCUGCUGGAUACGAGGCUGUCACCCGUUUGCAUCGCACUAUUGAGCCCUUUCUGUUGCGCCGAGUGAAGAAAGAUGUAGAACAGUCCUUACCUGCAAAGACAGAACGAAUUCUUCGAGUGGAAAUGUCUAAGAAACAAGCAACACUUUAUCGCCUUAUACUUACGCGCAACUACGACGGUCUCAUGAAAGUUACUCAUGGCCAUAAAGCGUCGUUCAUCAACAUUAUGAUGGAACUGAAGAAGUGCUGCAAUCACGCAAACCUUAUUGCCCCUCCCGCUGGAGAGGAUCAGUUUCAGUCGAGUGGGGAGGCUCUUCGAGAUCUCAUCAGAGGAAGUGGGAAACUUAUGCUCCUUGAUAAGUUGUUGCAAAGGCUUAGACCCCAGGGUCAUCGUGUUCUCAUAUUUAGCCAGAUGGUGCGCAUGCUGGACAUAAUUGCAGAAUACUUGCAGUUUCGUGGAUGGGGUUUCCAGCGUCUGGAUGGAUCGAUUCGUGGUGAAUUGCGGAAGCAAGCUCUUGAUCACUUUAACGCUGAUGGUUCCACCGACUUCUGUUUUCUCUUGUCAACACGUGCUGGUGGUCUCGGUAUAAACCUUGCGACAGCUGAUACGGUUGUUAUCUUUGAUUCCGAUUGGAACCCUCAGAAUGACAUCCAAGCACAAGCUCGCGCCCAUCGUAUUGGGCAAACAAAGCAAGUCUCCGUCUAUCGGCUGGUUGUGAAAGAUUCGGUUGAAGAGAAGAUUAUUGAAAGUGCCACACGGAAAAUGCUGCUCGAUCACUUAGUUAUCCAACGUAUGGAUUCUGCAGGCAAUCGUGGUGGGAAUGCUCGCAAAUCUGACGCGAAAGGUCAGGUUCUUACUGAGAUUUUACGCCACGGUGCUGAGAGCAUCUUUAAGCAAAACGAUGAAGAAACUGCUGAGGUGGAAGUUGACAUCGAUGAUAUUUUAAAUCGUGCUGAAACGAGAGAUGCUGAUGCGGAGGAAGAUCCUUAUAAUCCGGCCAAUGUUCUCCUAUCCACGUUCAAUGUUGUAACCUUUGAUCAAUCGGAGCAAGACGACGCAAAGCCGGUUCAGAUUGAUUCCUCAGGUAAAUCAUCAAAGCCCUGGUCGGAAAUCAUUCCUGAAGAGAUGCGGGAGAACUUGAAGCAAGUGGAGAGUCAGGAAGCCCUUCUUGAUCUUGAAUUGGGGCCUCGAAGGCGGAAACAGGUGAGGACUUUUCAGGCCGGCCUAGAUAACGACAAUUACUCGAGCAGCAGCCCUUCUGGUAGCGAUCGCAAUGGGAAGAGACUCGUUCAGCUGUCGGACAAGGAAGUGCGUGCUCUUGUUAGGGCGAUGAAGCGGUUUGCUCGUCCACUUGAGCGAAUAGAGGCGAUUAUGGCCGAAGCUGAGCUGCCCUCCCGAACGAACGAUGAGGUGCGCGAAAUAGUGGAAACAAUAAUAAAUGGCUGCAAGGCUGCAAUCGAGUCAGCUCCGGAGGAUGAGGAUAGUUCGAAACAGAAGGGCCCAAUGUAUUACUACGGGAAGGUAGGAAUUCCGUCGAGGACCCUGCUUCUUAGUCUAAGUCACUUGGAGAUUUUGCAUAAGGUGCUGCCGAAGACCUCGAAGGAAGAUCGGUUAAACUAUGAUCUUCCAUUUCCUACUCGGGAUGUUAAUUGGUCUACGCCAUGGAGUUCUACAGAUGACGCUCAUCUUCUUGUUGGUGUGUACGAACACGGCUAUGAUAACUGGGAGGCCAUAAAGCUGGAUGCCGAUCUUGGUCUUGGUUCAAAGUUACUUCCGUUGGCAGCAAAUGAACGACCUCAAGCAAGCCAUGUUCGCGCACGGGUUGAGUAUCUGCUCAAGGCGUUAAGAAAGCACUGCGCCAAAGAUAGCUGUGAGGACUCUCAGAAAGGUGCCCCUCGUCGUCAUCAUAAUAAGUCCUCCAAAGAGCAUAAGAAGAAGCACUCUAAACGUCUUUUAGGCUAUACUCAUUCCAAAGAGUCUUCAAGACCCGGUAUAAAACCCAAGUCGGCAGAGUUCGUUGAAUCUGACGACAGUUCGUCAGGUUCUGAUGGGGCAGUUGGCGAUGCUGACACGACUUCAACUUCAGCUGUACCACCGUUGCGCAUAAAGAAGACUCCUCAGAAACGGCAUUUAAAAGUAGAGAAUGUAGAUGAUCGACCGUUAGCGAAGAAGGCCAAGUUGGUAGAUGAAAAGGUUAAGCAUGAACCCAUCCACAGCUCAACAAGUCGGAAUCCUACUUCUUUUACGAAGCAGGAGGAGGAAGAGUUCCGUCAAAUGCGUGGCUCUCUUUUUCUCAAGUGUAAACAGCAUCUCCACCCAAUUAAGAAACUGUUUAAGCAACUGGAACUUCUUGAGAAUCAUGGGGUUACCGAAGGUGAGAAAUUUGACAGGGUGAUGCUUGGCAUCGGUGAGCAUAUUCGGACGUUGGUAGGUGACAUCGAGGACCGAGAAGAGCGUCAUACUUGGAGACAUCUUUACUGGGAAUUUGUGCAGAAUUUCUCUGAAAAAGAUGCAUUUCAGCUGGAGCAGGCUUAUAGUGUAGCGCGGAAGAGUGAGUGGGUAAAGCAGGAACCAUCCUCCGCUAGGCCCUACGAAAGAAGUCGGGAUGCACAAGAUCGUAAGGAACACGACCACCGGCACCAUCGCCAUAGGCACCGAAAUCAGGAAAGUCAAUACUCACAUCGCGAUGAUUUCAUUAGUGGUAGGGAUAGUGAUAAGCCAAUAGACCGUCAUCGCAGCCGUUCUCACCAUCGGCACAGCAGUGAUGCAGCCCGUCCGGAGAAUCUUAACGCUAGCAGUAGUGUUGCAGGCGUCAGUGGCAACUGCACUCCCCAUAGGGGUUCUUCUAGCACUCUUGAUAAACGGUUCAGCGGGGAUUGGUCUACUCGUAGAAAUCUCAACAAUGCAAACGAAAGAUCGCUGAAGCGUCGCGUUAAUCGAAAUGAUUGGUCUGGCAGCUCGGGAAACCUUAACGCCGAUCGAUAUAACAAUGCAUUCAAUCGACCCAGCUCCGGUUUCUCUGAUGCCUUCAACAACCCUGACAUGCGUAAUUUCCAAGGCCCUCGCGAUCACAAUCCCAAUUCUACCUCUAGCAGCAUCCCUCCCCCUUAUCCUUUCCAGCCUCCUUUAUCCUCCCAGUUUUCGUGGCAGGAGCAGAAGUCGGGUCCGUUGCUCUCCUCUCCACCUUCCAUGAGUGGCAGCAGCAUUAUCCCCCCACCGAUUGUGUCUCCACCUUCCUCUUCAUCUCGCGAUCCCCGAUUGUUUCACAAUCGUCAGUAG